AUGGCAUCCAGUAUUCUCCCAGAAAUGACGUUGCCAUCAUUAAAAGUGAAAAUAAAUGGAAGGCUUCGAACAGCAUUAAUUGAUUCUGGAUGCUCCAUCACUGUGGUUGAUGCUGAGUCCGCGCAUGGGCUUGUGUUAAAAAGUCAAAAACUUAUCACAACUUUGGGAGGAACUGUGCAAGUGCUGGGUGAAAUGGUAAUCAAUCUGGAAAUUGAUGGAAUACACCGGAUAGUUAAUUCUCUGGUUGUAAAAGAAAAACCAUGUGGGUUUGAUUUGAUUUUUGGAAUGAAUGCAAUUAAAAAAUUUGGAGGAGUUAUCAUUUAUGGUAAUAAAAACUGUAACGUCCGAAUGUUAGCAUGUGACAAAGCGAAAUGUGGUGCCGUUACUACGACGAGAAAAAACGAAAACGAAAUAAACGAAUUAAAAAUUGAUGUUAUUAAUACGACAAGAAAAAGCGAAAACGAAGUACAAAAAAUAAAAUGUGAUGUCAAAAAUACAACAAGAAAUGAAGAGAACGAAAGAAACGAAAUAAAACAUCAGGACUUCACAGCAAAGUUCGGCGGAAAAAAAUGGACGGCAUCAUGGAACUGGAAUAAAGAGCCUGUAAUUGAUAAUACCAUUUGUGAAUACAAGAUGAACCAAGAGCACGAACGUAGUUACCGUAAAGAAAUACGUGAAUGGAUUGACUCUGGUAUUCUUGUACCAUAUAACGAACUAAUAUUGGGACCACCAAAAGUAUUGAUACCGCUUAUGUGCGUAGUGCAAGAAAACAAGGACAAAAAGGUACGUCCAGUGGGAGAUUUCCGAGCUCUCAACGAAUUUGUAAAUUGUCAUACGGCAAAUGCGGACAUUUAUCAAGAAAAACUGCGUUGCUGGAGAAAAAUAAAAAAUGCAAAAAUUCUCGAUCUUAAAAAAGCCUACCUCCAAAUUAAUAUUGAUAAAAAACUUUGGCCAUAUCAAACGGUGAUUAUAAAUGGGCAACGGUAUUGUUUUACCAGGAUGUGUUUUGGCAUCAAUGUGGCUCCAACAAUAAUGACCACAAUUCUUCGGCAUGUGCUCAAUUUAAAUCCAACCGUAAAGAAAGCAUGUGAUAACUACAUUGAUGAUAUAUUUGUGGAUGAAAGUGUGGAAACUGCGAAAAAUGUAGCGAAGCAUCUGCUUAAAUUCGGAUUACAAUGUAAACCGCCACAAGAUCUUGAACAAGGACGUGUCUUAGGAUUGAGAGUCGAUAGAAAUAAAAACGGGGAACUGAUAUGGAAACGAGACAAUGUGGUACAAUUCGAAUCUUUAAAUGCAGUCACACGAUCACAGCUUUUCAGCCAGUUAGGCAAACUUAUUGGACAUUACCCAGUGGCAGGAAGUUUGCGUUUACAAGCUUCAUACAUCAAACGUUUAGCUGGAAAUAUACUUUGGUGUGAUUUUAUUUCUGAAGAUUGUAAAGAAAAACUGAAAGAGUUGCUUUACCGUGUGGAAAAAGAGGAUCCGGUUGGUGGAAAAUGGCUGGUACCAGUUAAUGGAAAAGCUGAGCUUUAUUGUGAUGCAUCAUCUAUAGGACUUGGGGUAGUUCUGCUCAUUGGUGGAGUAGUUGUUGAAGACGCAGCAUGGCUACGGCCAGCGAGUGACACACACCAUAUCAAUAUAAGUGAACUAGAUUCUAUACUUCGAGGACUAAACUUAGCUAGUAAGUGGGGCAUAAAAGAGUUAACAGUAUACAGUGAUAGCAAGAGCACCGUAGGAUGGUUAAACGCAGUUUUGAAGGAAGAAUAUCGCGUAAAAACUCGGGGAAUUUCUCAAUUGUUAGUACAAAGACGAUUGAAUACUAUUAAGGAAGUGGCAAAAGAUAUUCAGAUCGCAGUACAAUGGAUUCCGUCUGAGAUAAAUUUGGCUGAUCGACUCUCACGAAUCCCUCAAAAAUGGUGCAGAACAGUGUGUGCAGCUGGAUUACUUGAACAAAAAGACAUAUGGAAAAUUCAUUCAAUUGGUCAUUUUGGUGUUGCUCGAACAUUACAACUUUGCUUGCGAAAUAAUCAGAAUGUAUCACGUAAGGAGGUUUCAGCAGUAAUUGCGAAUUGUAACCAGUGUAACUCCAUUGAUCCUUACUGCGUAAAGUGGAAGAAUGGCCAACUAAGCGUAGAAAAAAAUUGGAAUCGGGUUGCCAUUGACGUGUAA
Molecule: messenger RNA, 2169 nt
Organism: Hydra vulgaris (swiftwater hydra)
Lineage: Eukaryota; Metazoa; Cnidaria; Hydrozoa; Anthoathecata; Hydridae
Molecular function (GO): RNA-DNA hybrid ribonuclease activity; nucleic acid binding
Source: RefSeq, a predicted model, not a curated record